AUGGAUUCAGAAGCAAUUAGCUCUGAUAGUCAUGUGGCAGCUGCGAUAGCAACUCGCCGGAGAUCGAAUUCUGUGUCUGAUGAUUAUUCUGUGCAGAGAACAAACGACGAUGCAACUCAGUGCAAGUAUUUUGCUAUCCAGAAGGGCUACUGGAAGGAUGAUUUCAUUGGUCGUUUCGCCAAUUCCUCAGCAAAUGUUGCCGAGGCUCGUCGUUUCCCAGAAAUUUCAAUGGGGUAUUGGGCUAGAACAGCUGCCAUUGAAAAGUACGUUCGUGGAUUUUUGGAAGAGUUCGAUGGAAAUGCACAAGUUGUCAGCUUUGGAUGCGGAUUUGAUACUCUCUUCUGGCGUCUCGUAUCUUCCGACGCAAAGCUUGCCAAAUACGUUGAGGUUGAUUUCUCUUCAGUCACCUCCAAAAAAAUUCGUCACAUUCUGAAGCCUGGAGGUUCUGUUGAUUUGAAGAAAAGUUUUGAAAGUGAAGCUGUCGUCUCUCAUCACGCCGACCUUCAUGCCGGAAAUUAUCAUUUGAUCGGAGCUGAUUUACGUCAAACAAGCGAGCUGGAGCAGAAGCUGGCAACUUGUCAGCUUGAUCAUGACAUCCCGACAAUUUUCAUCGCAGAAUGCGUUCUUGUCUACAUGUCGUCCAAUACAAGCUCUUCUCUCCUCAAGAAUCUAGUUUCCCAGUUCCGUCAUCCAGCUUUUGUGAACUACGAACAGUUCCGCACUUCUGAUGCUUUCACUCGUGUUAUGGAACAAAAUUUGGGAGAAAGAGGUAUUCAGCUGCACGGAUUGGAAAUGUGUGAGAGUGCCGAAAAGCAGGAAGAGAGAUUCCGUAAUGCCGGAUUCAAGUCUGUCAAGGUCAUGGAUAUGAAUCAAAUUUUCAACCAGUUCCUCGAUCAAGACGAAGUUGCAAGAAUUCGGCAAAUCGAAAUGCUUGACGAAAUGGAGCUUCUUGAACAGCUUCUUGCUCACUACUGCGUCGUGUUCGCCAGAGUUUGA
Messenger RNA from Caenorhabditis briggsae, 996 nucleotides. Bases 1 to 996 code for a protein of 331 amino acids. NCBI's taxonomy places the organism in Eukaryota, Metazoa, Nematoda, Chromadorea, Rhabditida, Rhabditidae. The transcript is spliced from 6 exons. Gene Ontology annotation, molecular function: protein C-terminal leucine carboxyl O-methyltransferase activity. Gene Ontology annotation, cellular component: cytosol. The record is from RefSeq and is a predicted model, not a curated record. Gene Ontology annotation, biological process: C-terminal protein methylation.